Fibroporia radiculosa is the source of this 483-nucleotide messenger RNA. RefSeq lists its product as uncharacterized. Lineage: Eukaryota; Fungi; Basidiomycota; Agaricomycetes; Polyporales; Fibroporiaceae. Bases 1 to 483 code for a protein of 160 amino acids. The transcript has a single exon. The record is from RefSeq and is a predicted model, not a curated record.
AUGUUCUCCCAACUUUGCGACGCUCUCGGGUCAGACUCUCCGAACAUUCCAGGCCAGCCGCCGGUAGCCAAACUCGAUGCAGACGUUAAUUCCCUCGGAAUCCUCGACGGCGCGUCGAGCUUGCCGGUGCACGUCAACGAAAUCAACUGGGAGUGGGCAUCGAAGACGAGCGAGUGGAUGCUGAUCGAUGAAGAGCGCAUGGACACGACGUCCCCUCAUGAUGUGGCGUCCUCUGUUACGGAACCACAGGCAGCAGUGAGGAAGAGACAGAUGGCCGUUAUCAAGUUAUGGCGCCGCCUUCGCAGGAAGCCCUCCCCCGCACUUGCUCCAGAGCCCAGAUUCGUGCACGAUCGAAGCUAUUAUCGGUCCGGAUCUCCCUCCACGUUCCACAACUUGCUCUCUGCGUUGCUCAAGGUGCAGGCCGCUAACAUGGACACCCUGUCCCGACGGGCGAAUUACGGCCGCUUGUCGGAGCAACGCUAA